Molecule: messenger RNA, 3392 nt
Organism: Gopherus evgoodei (Goodes thornscrub tortoise)
Lineage: Eukaryota; Metazoa; Chordata; Testudines; Testudinidae
Product: collagen alpha-1(XVIII) chain-like
Exons: 21
Coding region: 91-2412 (773 amino acids)
Source: RefSeq, a predicted model, not a curated record
CAUUCCUACGUGGAGGGCAGACGGAGCGCACCAGGCAGGGGCCACGGUGCCAGGCAGGUGCCCAGGGCAGCCUGUGCCCAGCAUAGCGCCAUGGGGACCCCCCAGGGCAGCCCCCUCCUCCGCUGCCUGUGUGUCCUGCUGCUGCUGGGCAUCUGGGCUCCCCCCAGCAUGGCCCAGUGGUUCUCGCUGGGCUCCCGGCUGACCACAACACCCCCACCCACGACCACCGCCAGCCCGACAUCUGCACAGCGCCCCCCAGAGGAGGGGGAAGAGGGGGACGCUGGCGACACAGAGCCGACGCAGAAAAUCCUGCUGAGCAAACCCCCCCUGGGGCCGGCCCCCCAGAGCCAGGCGCUGGUGCUCAAGGAUGCUGCAGGGGGUGGGUCACAGGCCCCCCUGGAAACACGAGACCAGGCAACUACAAAGGGUCCGACGCCAGCAGUGCCCACCCCCCGGGCAGCUGCCACCCUUCCGCAGGUGACUGGUAACCUCUCGCAGUGCAUCUGCCCAGCCGUCCCUGGGCCCCCUGGGCCCCCUGGCCCAAAGGGAGAAAAAGGAGAGUGGGGGCCCCCGGGGGAAAUUGGCCUGCCGGGAUUCUCUGGAGAGCGAGGCCAGGCGGGGAGCCCAGGGCAGCCUGGCCCCCAGGGGCCGCCUGGUCCCCCUGGGCCUCCGGGCGUGCCGGGGCUGGCAACUGGCGCUGAAGAGCUGGAUGAAUCUGAGAACGAGCUGACAAAACAGCCGCUCAUGCUUGGUGUGGCAGGGCCGCCUGGACCCCAGGGUUUGCCCGGCUACCAAGGGCCUCCAGGCCCCCAAGGCUACCCCGGGCAUGAAGGCAUCCAAGGCCCCCCUGGACCACCAGGCCGUGAAGGGCAGCAAGGACCUCCCGGCCCUCCAGGGCCACUUGGGGCCCCAGGGCCACCGGGCUUCCAAGGCCCCCCAGGGCCUGACGGCCCCCUCGGGCUUCCAGGACUCUCAGGGCCUCCAGGAGCUCCAGGGCGUGAUGGGCCCCCCGGCCCCGCAGGGCCUGUGUCACCACCAGGAAACCCAGGGCCUGCCGGGGAGCCAGGAUACCCUGGGCCCAAGGGCGAGACGGGUGAUCUUGGCCAGCCCGGCCCUCCAGGCAGCCCCGGCUUGAUGGGAGAGAAGGGCUCCCUGGGCCCGCCCGGGCCCAUGGGGCCACCAGGACCACCUGGGGAGAACAGGUGUGACCCACACUCUUCAGGGCACCCCAGAUGGCCUGGCCCGCCGGGCCCCAAGGGUGAAAAGGGAGACCCUGGAGAGCAGGGAUGCCGCAGCUGUCCCGGGGAGGCUGGGUUCCUGCCAGGCCACCCUUCCUUCCCCAGCUCCAGGGGCCCGUACGGAUCCUGGGUGCCACUGACAUACCAAGAGAAUGGCAAAGUAGAGACGGAGAUUUAUGGUGCAAUCGUCCCUCACGGUCUCCCUGGCCACCCCGGAGCACCAGGCCCCCCUGGUCCCCCGGGGCCCCCCGGAGCACCAGGCAUCCUCUACCUCAAUAGAGUUUAUCCUGUCCACCCCAGGCCGUUCUGCAAACAGCCGGUGACCCACAGUGCGGCCGGGCUCUCAGAUGCUGACUCGUCUCAGAAGGACGUGCCUGAUCCCCCGGCUGACACCAGGCAUCACACCUGGGUUUUCAAGUCGAAGGAGCUGAUGUUCAAAUCCAGCUCAUCUGUCCCCGAAGGGAGCCUGGUCUACGUCAGAGAUGGGAACAGCGCCUUCAUCCGAACCCCAAGAGGCUUUAGCAAGCUCCUGCUGGAAGAUUCGGAUUCCAUGUUGGCUGGCGAUGACCCCUCUGUGUCCACAGAACAUCGUCAGGUCCCAAAGGAAGGGAAUCAAGCAGCCACUGGGAUCCUGCCAACUAGCAUCAUCCCGAGAGUGCCUUCGCUCCGCCUGGUCGCUCUGAACUUCCCACUGGCCGGCGAUAUGAACGGGCUCAGCGGCGCGGAUCUGCAGUGCCACAGGCAGUCGCAGGAGGCCCAGCUCUCCAGCACCUUCCGGGCCUUCCUGUCGUCCCCCACGCAGAACCUGGUCUCCAUCGUGAGGAGGACAGACAGAGCUCUGCCCAUCGUCAACCUGAAGGGCCAGCGGCUGGCGAAGACCUGGAACUCCCUGUUCGGAGGUGAUGGUGCCGCCCGCUUCAACGCGCUGCGUUUUCCCAUCUACACCUUCGACGGCCGGAACGUGCUGACGGAUCCCAGCUGGGCUCACAAGGCGAUCUGGCAUGGCUCCAGCCUGCGUGGGCACCGAGCCCCGAAGGAGGACUGCCAAGGGUGGCGGGCCAGCCUAGCCGAGGGCUUUGCCUCUCCCCUGACCGAAGGGAAGCUCCUGGCUGAGCAGCGCCAUGACUGCUCCAACUCCCUGGUCGUCCUGUGCGUGGAGAUCAGCUUCCCGUAGCUGCACAUGUGGUGAUGCGAGCCACCGUGGGGCAGCUAGCGGGGGCUGUGGGCUGGUGAUCCCACCAGGAGAGCCGACGGUCACCUGCCGGCCCUGGGGCUGCUCUCGGCUCUGGGGUUAUUUCACCAUUAUCCCCCGUAGUGGAGCCAGCUUUGUACCCAUAGCCAGAGGGGUCUAUCCUUGACCAGGACGGGGAUCCAUAUGUGCAGAACAGAGACCAAUGGAAAGGCUACUGGGAUGCCUCCCAAACUCAGAGCCAUGCCACCGCCGAGCCAUGUCCCCAGGGCGUUGGAUCUAGUUAGUUAGCGCUAACCAUGGGGCCUCCCCAGGAGAGGGGAGCCAUUCCCCCAAACCAGUGCCCCAUUGAGGUCCCAGGCAUGCACCGCAGCGAGCACUGGGGUGCAGAUGAGACCUAGGUUUCGGGGCCAGUGUUCUCUGCACUGAUGCUGUUGUGCAGCUCUGCCAGGGACUCUCCAGAAGCUAAAAGCUCUUCUCCGGUCACCAAGUAGAUGGGGAAACCUGCCAGAAGUGGUAGCUGUGCCUCCAUGCCCCCUCGUUCUGCCUCUGUCAACUCCCAGCUGCUCCCCACUCCUGCCUCUGCCAUCUUGGGCUUGGGUUCCCAACAGGCAAAUGCCCCCCACCCUCCAGGCCCGAGGUGCGGACAGUGCUGGGGUUUUCUGGGGGUAUUAGAUGCAGCCUGGUAAUAUCUAUCUUUCGGCCGACUAGUGUCAUGGCGAUGGUCGGGCACUACCAGCUCCAGAGAGAGCGGUGUCGUUCGAGCCUCUCGGGCCUGUGAGCUUUGAAAACAGCUGUGUGCUUUAGCUGGCAAUAAACAUGUUCCACGUUUUGGGUUUGGGCUGGUAUUUAAGCUCUGAGCAUUUGGGUUCUACUAGCGCCUAGCGCUCCCAGGCAGCAUGCAGACAGAACCAAGGGCUGGCUGCUGCCCCAAAGGGCAGGUAUAUAGGGGGCAGGGGCAACCA